UCCCAUUUGGGCCCACCCACAGCCCAACUCGUAUCCUCCCAAUCCCCUCCGCUCCGCCGCCCGAACCCCAUCCCCUCCGCCACCCACGCGAGCUCGCUCCCCGCCGCUCUCCCGCUCCGGCCCUCACCGUCACCCCGAGCACUGUGCCCUCCCUCUGGUGGCCGCGACCCACGCCGCCCUUGCUGCUCGCUCCGCCCCCCGCCUCAUUCCCGCUAGCUUUGAACGGCGGCAUGAUCAGGUUGUGACUGGGGCAAUAGAUUGUGGUUCACGAGAGACGCGUGGCCGCAAUGGCUCUAACACUUCUCCGAGGGAUGAGGACACCGAUCUCAUUUAGAGCGAAUGCCGGCCUGUUCUUUACUGCUCUACGUCCUCCAUUGGCCCACUUCACGACCAGGGCGGAGAGUAUGCAGGCUACUGAGGCUAAAGUAGCGCCCAAGUCAAUUCAACUGGCCACCAAGGAAGCGGCAGAGCAGAAGACGCAAGGUUUUGAAGCGGUCAUUGGAAUUGAGACCCAUGUCCAGCUCUCAACUGUCACAAAGGCAUUUUGCUCCUGCCCUUACAACUAUGGCUCCCAGCCCAACAGCACUAUCUGCCCCACUUGCAUGGGCCACCCUGGGACGCUGCCGGUUCUGAAUGAGAAGGUCGUUGAGUGUGCCGUGAAGCUGGGCCUCGCUCUCAACUGCGAGAUCUCCAUGACAUCCAAGUUUGAUCGGAAACAGUAUUUCUACCCUGACCUCCCCAAGGGGUACCAGAUUUCGCAGUUUGACAUUCCCAUUGCCAAGAAGGGUUACGUUGAUUUGGAUCUUCCAAUGGAGUUUGGCGGUGGUCACCGGAAGUUUGGGAUCACAAGGGUCCAUAUGGAAGAAGAUGCUGGCAAGCUCCUUCAUUCUGAAUCCAGCAGUUACUCUCAGGUUGACCUAAACAGGGCUGGCGUACCUUUGCUUGAAAUUGUCUCAGAGCCAGACAUGAGAACAGGGAUAGAGGCUGCUGAGUAUGGUGCUGAGCUGCAAAGGAUUGUUAGGUACCUGGGAGUGAGUAAUGGUAACAUGCAGGAAGGUUCCCUUCGUUGUGAUGUGAAUGUUUCUAUUCGGCCAAUUGGACAAUCAGAAUUUGGUACAAAGGUAGAAAUAAAGAAUAUGAACUCAUUUUCUGCGAUAAAUAGGGCAAUCGAUUAUGAGAUCUCCCGGCAGAUUCUGCUUCAUAAAGAAGGCCAGGCUGAUCAAAUUGUACAAGAAACCCGUCUGUGGGAUGAAUCUUCUCAGAAAACUUUUACAAUGCGAAAAAAGGAGGGACUUGCCGACUAUAGAUAUUUUCCUGAGCCCGAUCUUCCUGAAGUUGUUCUCACUAGUGACUAUAUUGAUGAAAUUCGGAAGUCAAUGCCGGAGCUUCCAGAAGCAAAACGUAGACGUUACGAGAAUAUGGGACUCAGCAUGCAAGAUGUUCUGUUCCUUGCUAAUGAUGAUAAUGUUGCUCAUUUCUUUGAUUCUACUCUUGAGCAUGGUGCUGAUGCAAAGCUGGCUGCCAACUGGAUCAUGGGUGACAUUGCUGCUUAUCUGAAGAAUGAAAAGCUCUCCAUUGAUGAAAUUAAAUUAACACCUCUGGAGCUUUCUGAACUGAUCUCAUCCAUAAAGAAUGGAACUAUCAGUGGGAAGAUCGGCAAGGAGAUACUGGUUGAGCUCAUUGCCAAAGGCGGCACAGUUAAGGCUGUGAUAGAGGAGAAAGAUUUGGUUCAGAUAGCGGAUCCAGCAGCAAUCGAGGCAAUGGUAGACAAAGUACUUGCUGACAAUCCGAAGCAACUUGAGCAGUAUCGGGCCGGGAAAACUAAGCUGCAAGGUUUUUUUGCUGGCCAGGUGAUGAAAGCGUCGAAGGGUAAAGCCAAUCCUGUUUUGUUGAAUAAAAUCCUUGGAGAGAAGUUGAAGGCCAGUUAGUUUUUUGCCACAGCGCACUGAGAAUCUGAGGUAGUCCAUGAAGAGUGCAACAUCGGAUGAAAUCCCGGAGCCAUAUUUGUUGGCUAGGAAAGAGCCCUUAUUUGGGUUUGGAAGUUGCUAUCAUUACUCCAUCGAAUUUGGAAUGUGAUUACUUUUUUUUUUCUUUCUUAAUGUGAAUUUUGUAAAAGUUCAGUUCACAAUACAAAGAUCUUUGUACUCAAGCUGAUUUUGAAAGAGAAGCACAUUUGUAUUUUAUGCUA
Phragmites australis (common reed) is the source of this 2188-nucleotide messenger RNA. Its product is annotated as glutamyl-tRNA(Gln) amidotransferase subunit B, chloroplastic/mitochondrial. The record is from RefSeq and is a predicted model, not a curated record. Lineage: Eukaryota; Viridiplantae; Streptophyta; Magnoliopsida; Poales; Poaceae. The transcript is spliced from 9 exons. Gene Ontology annotation, molecular function: glutaminyl-tRNA synthase (glutamine-hydrolyzing) activity. Gene Ontology annotation, biological process: mitochondrial translation; glutaminyl-tRNAGln biosynthesis via transamidation. The coding region runs from base 288 to 1928 and encodes 546 amino acids.